This is a messenger RNA of Macrosteles quadrilineatus (aster leafhopper), 1932 nucleotides long. Its product is annotated as septin-7-like. Gene Ontology annotation, biological process: cytoskeleton-dependent cytokinesis; cilium assembly. The transcript is spliced from 12 exons. Bases 1 to 1659 code for a protein of 552 amino acids. Gene Ontology annotation, cellular component: microtubule cytoskeleton; septin complex; septin ring. NCBI's taxonomy places the organism in Eukaryota, Metazoa, Arthropoda, Insecta, Hemiptera, Cicadellidae. The record is from RefSeq and is a predicted model, not a curated record. Gene Ontology annotation, molecular function: molecular adaptor activity; GTP binding; GTPase activity.
AUGAACAGCUGUGGGGUCAAGUGCUACUGGAUUGACACUAAUUACGGAGUCAAAGGUCGUAGAAGUCGCAACUUAUCUUCAACUUUUUUACAAAGUAAAAGAGAGCUGUUCUUCAAGAAUGAGCUGCCGGCGGCCACUGGGACACCCAACUCCACACCCGCUCCGACAGCCCCGCCACCCGCCGUACCCAACACACCCAACAACCUUAAGGAGGCACUGGCCAAGCGAGCCGCCUCCACCGACAGAGUAACGACGCCGUCUGAGAACUCAGCGGACCCGGAGAGACUUACGAAGGCGGAGAGGGACAAGGCUGUGCCGGAGAGACGGACCAAGGAGCUCGACGGAUAUGUCGGUUUUGCCAACCUUCCCAACCAAGUCUACCGCAAAGCUGUCAAGAAAGGUUUUGACUUCACGCUCAUGGUGGUCGGUGAGUCCGGUCUCGGCAAGUCUACACUGAUUAACUCCAUGUUCCUGGCAGACAUUUACAGCGAAGCACAUCCCGGCCCUUCACUCAGAGUCAAGAAAACCGUUCAGGUGGAGACCAACAAAGUGGUGUUGAAGGAGAACGGAGUCAACCUCAGUUUGACAGUUGUCGACACUCCAGGGUUCGGUGACGCAGUCGACAAUUCCAACUGUUGGCAACCUGUCAUCAACUACAUCGAAUCCAGAUAUGAGGAGUACCUGAACGCAGAGUCUCGUGUGAACCGCAAGCCUCACCAACCAGACACCAGGGUGCACUGCUGUCUGUACUUUGUGGCUCCGUCAGGUCACGGGCUCAAGCCCCUCGACGUGGAGUUCAUGCAAAGACUCCACGAGAAGGUCAACAUCAUCCCUGUCAUAGCGAAGGCUGACACCAUGACGCCCGACGAGUGUGCGCACUUCAAGAAACAGAUCCUGAACGAGAUUGCUCAACACAAGAUCAAGAUUUACGAGUUCCCAGAGACAGAAGACGAUGAAGAGUCCAAGCUACACAAGGCAUUGCGCGACCGCGUCCCAUUCGCUGUGGUCGGCUCAAAUACAGUCAUAGAGAUGGACGGCAAGAAACUGCGCGGCAGGAGAUACCCUUGGGGAAUCGUGGAAGUGGAGAACCUAGAACACUGUGACUUCAUCGCACUGCGUAACAUGUUGAUACGCACACACCUACAGGACCUCAAGGACGUCACCAACAACGUUCACUACGAGAACUUCCGCUGCAUCAGCCUGGCCGGCCACGGACCCGACGGAAAACCUUCCCGCAUCUCCAACAAUUUGUGCUCUCAAGGACUGAACAACACAUUCAUGACUGUUUGGAACCCAUUGGCUCAGAUGGAGGAGGAGAAGAGAGAACAUGACACUAAGCUGAAGAAGAUGGAGCAAGAAAUGGAGCAAGUGUUUGAGAUGAAGGUCAAGGAGAAGAAGCAGAAGUUAAAGGACUCUGAGAUUGACUUGCAAAGGAGGCACGACCAGAUGCGUAAACAGCUGGAGGCCCAACAGUCAGAGCUGGAGGAGAAGAGGAAGGCGCUGGAGGCUGAGAUUUCUGCUUGGGAGACACAGAACGGAGUCAGCCUAGAGGAGCUGCGCAGGCGCAGUCUAGAGAGAGAGUUCCCCGAGCGUGUGUUGAGUGCAGCAGUCGCUCGGCGUCACUCGUUUCAACACCGCAGCGAGUGCAAGCAGCAGUAACUCUUCCUGCCCUCAAACUGUGUGCCUCCACGAAGCUGUGCUUGAACCUAUCUGUGUUAUUGUAGACUGGCUUGUGGCAUUGAUUAUAAAUAAUAUGUCAUUUUACUGUGAAAACUGAUCGGAAUAAGCUUCUGGAUCAAAUCUUGGCUUUGGUUUAAAUUUGAUUACUAAAUGGUUGGGAAUGGUUUCGCUUUUCUUAUCAUGUAAGCAUUUUGGGAAUCAAACUUGUCUCUUGCGUUUAAGUUGAUCUAAGACAAAACUUGGGUGUUCUUU